Molecule: messenger RNA, 363 nt
Organism: Cryptomeria japonica (Japanese cedar)
Lineage: Eukaryota; Viridiplantae; Streptophyta; Pinopsida; Cupressales; Cupressaceae
Product: isoeugenol synthase 1-like
Exons: 2
Coding region: 1-363 (120 amino acids)
Source: RefSeq, a predicted model, not a curated record
AUGGUAGCAAACGACACAAGAACAUUAAACAAGCUUGUGAUUUACAGGCCACCAGGGAACAUAAUUAGCCAGAGUGAGCUUGUAUCCCUGUGGGAGAAGAAAACAGGGACCACUUUUAAGAGAGUUUUUAUGUCAGAAUCUGACAUGAUCAAUCUCUCAGAGACUCUGCCUCAUCCGGAUAACAUUCCGGUUUGUGUUUUGCACAAUAUAUUUGUGAAAGGCGACCAGGCGAACUUCGAAUUAGGAGAAGAAGAGCUGGAGGCUUCGAGGCUCUACCCAGACUAUAAAUACACCCCCAUAGAAGCAUUCCUUGACGCAUCAAUCAGUGCUCCCUGCCACACAAAACUUACUUCCUUUGCCUGA